Messenger RNA from Marmota monax (woodchuck), 969 nucleotides. RefSeq names its product olfactory receptor 7A17-like. Lineage: Eukaryota; Metazoa; Chordata; Mammalia; Rodentia; Sciuridae. Gene Ontology annotation, cellular component: membrane. The coding region runs from base 1 to 969 and encodes 322 amino acids. The transcript has a single exon. Gene Ontology annotation, biological process: G protein-coupled receptor signaling pathway. Gene Ontology annotation, molecular function: G protein-coupled receptor activity; olfactory receptor activity. The record is from RefSeq and is a predicted model, not a curated record.
AUGGAACCAGAAAAUGAUACAAAAAUUUCAGAAGUCCUUCUUCUGGGAUUUUCAGAGCAAGCGGAAAUACAGCUUCUUAUUUUUGGGCUGUUUCUCUCCAUGUACCUAGUCACUGUGCUCAUCAUCCUGGCCACCAUCUCAGACUCCCACCUGUACACGCCCAUGUACUUCUUCCUCACCAACCUGUCCUUUGUGGACAUCUGCUUCACCUCCACCACCAUCCCCAAGAUGCUGGUGAACAUCCAGACACAGAGCAAGACCAUUACCUAUGCAGGCUGCAUCACCCAGAUGUACUUCUUAUUGCUUUGUUCAGGAUUGGACAUCUUUCUGCUGACUGUGAUGGCCUAUGGCAGAUAUGUGGCCAUCUGUCACCCCCUGCAUUACAUGAUCAUCAUGAACCACUGCCUCUGCAGACUAUUGGUUCUCGCAUGCUGGAUCAUGAGUUUCCUGAAUUCCUUUUUGCAUAGCUUCAUGGUACUGAGACUGUCCUUCUGCACAGACUUGGAAAUCUCCCACUUUUUCUGUGAAAUUAACCAGGUGGUCCACCAUGCCUGUUGUGACACCUUUCUUAAUGACAUGGUGAUAUAUAUCACAGCUGUGUUUCUGGCUGUUGGCCCCCUCACUGGCAUCCUUUACUCUUACUCCAAGAUAGUGUCCUCCAUCUCAUCAGCUCAGGGCACAUACAAAGCCUUCUCCACCUGUGCGUCUCACCUCUCUGUGGUCUCCUUAUUUUAUUGCACGCUGCUUGGAGUAUAUCUUAGUUCUCCUGUGACCCAAAACUCACAUUCCACUGCAACAGCCUCUUUGAUGUACACUGUGGUCACCCCCAUGCUGAACCCCUUCAUCUACAGUCUGAGGAAUAAGGACAUUAAGAGUGCUCCAGAAGACUCCUUGGGAGGACAUCUGGAAGAGAACCAAUUCAUCCACUUCAGUAGACUUGCCUGUGCUUGCAAGGCUCAAAGUUAUUGA